This is a messenger RNA of Lycium ferocissimum, 4743 nucleotides long. RefSeq names its product translocase of chloroplast 120, chloroplastic-like. The transcript has 3 exons. The record is from RefSeq and is a predicted model, not a curated record. Gene Ontology annotation, cellular component: chloroplast outer membrane. Bases 207 to 4397 code for a protein of 1396 amino acids. Gene Ontology annotation, molecular function: GTPase activity; GTP binding. Gene Ontology annotation, biological process: protein targeting to chloroplast. Lineage: Eukaryota; Viridiplantae; Streptophyta; Magnoliopsida; Solanales; Solanaceae.
CAUCUGAAACCCUUUAACCCGUCGAUAAACCCCUCUUAUCCUCUCAAAACUUCACCUACUCUUCUCUUUUUCCCUUUUUUGCCUCUCCACAAAUUGAGGCACUCAAGAAAAAAUCCUCUCUUUUUCGCUAUCUUAACCAUACCUUUUUUCAUUUCACUAUCUUCAUCAUCAUCGACAUAGACUGGUUUUGUUGAGGUUUAUUUGUGAUGGAAAACGGCGAGGAAGUACUUGGCGAAGCCCGGAUAGGGGAGAGGAAUGGUGUGGUAGAUGAGAUUGUUGAAGUGCAGCCGGAGGAUAAAGCAGCUGUGGGGUUACAUGUAUCCAAGGAAUCGGAAGGGGAUGAUGUAUUUGAGGAGGCAAUAGAGCCAGAGACUCCUGGUGUUGGUGUUGAAGAUGGAGUUCUUAAUUGUUCUCUUGAGGACAAUGGGAACUCUGAGUCAAGGGAUGAUGCUGAGAACUUUGAGGAAGCAGUUGAAGCUUUGCAUGAGAUACAACAUGCUGAUGAUGAGUCUAAUCAGAAGGCAGAUAAUAACUCGACUCAGGAGCCGUCAGUUGAGAAGCAAAAUUAUCAGGAAAUCGCAGCAACGGAUGAAACAGAAGUGGUUGAGCAGAAUAUCAUAGUAGAGAAGGGUAAAGAUGACAUUGCUGAGGUUGCUGAUCUGGGUGCUGCUGUAGAAACUGAAACUUCAGCAAAUCGGGAUGAAAGGAAAGAUAAGUCAGGUGAACCAGCUGAAUUUGAGGAGGGAGUUUCCAAUCAUGUGAACUUGGGAGAAACUCAAAGUCAUGAUGAUGCGAAGGAAACAAAUUCUGAUCUACAGGAUCAAGAGGUUCAUGGAAAAUUGGACACUCAGGAUGUUAAUGAGGCAAAAGGGGGUAAUAAUGUUCUGCAGAACCAGGUUCUUUCUUACAAAGAUGCUUUGCUGCAUGAGGAAAAGAAUGUUGAUGUGAUUGAAACAUCUGCUGUUCAGCGAGCUGGGCAUCAGGACACCGAUGAAGUCCAAAACAAUGUCACAGUUAGUUCUGGCUCUGUGCUGAAAGAUGAUAGAUAUACUGAUGUUAAGGAUGAAGAGCAGAAAAAUAUUUCCCCUAAUGAUGCUUCCACUAAUGGUCACCUCGGAGAAAGCUUGAACCCAAGUGAUGAACUCAAAGGAGAAGCAGGGCCUAGUCCAGAACGAAUGAAUGGUUAUAAUAUGAAUGAAGAGCAGAUAGAUGUAGAAAAAACAAUGCCUAGUCCAGAACCAGUUAAUGGUAGUAAUAAGGAUGAGGAGCAGCAGAUAGAUGGAGUAAAAGCAGUGGAUAGUCCAGAACCAGUUAACGGAAGUAAUAAGGAUGAAGAGCAGCUGAAAGAUGGAGUAAAAGCAGUGUGUAGUCCAGAACCAAUUAAAGGAAGUAAUAAGGAUGAAGAGCAGCAGAUAGAUGAAGUAAAAGCAGUGCAUAGUACAGUACCAGUUAAUGCUAGUAAUAAGGAUGAAGAGCAACAGUUAGAUGGAGAAAAAGCAGUGUGUAGUCCAGAACCAGUUAACAGUAGUAAUAGGGAUGAACAGCAGAUAGAUGGUCCAGGCGACGACGCUGUUUCUACUCUACAAGGAGGAACCUCCCCCUUAAAGACAGAAGUGCCAGAAAAAGAAUCAACUGGUCCAGAACCAAUAGCCCCGGGGUACAUGGUGGAACAGAAAGACAUUCUGAGCGGUGAUGCUACUGAUCAUCAAGGACUGAAAUCAAACGAGUCGCCUACUGUGGGACCAGGAAAUUUGUAUGACAGGACCAAUGAGCAGAAAAAUGUUUCUGUUUCUGGCACUUCAGCUUCUGAGAACCAUACUGAAACUACUGCAGAUGAUGAAAUAUCUAAAUCUUCAGAAGUGUUACCGUAUGACAAUCAUGAGAAGGUCUCGAAGGUUUCUCAAGACGUAGGUGUUGGAGUCGAUCAUGAGAAGGUCUCGAAGGUUUCUCAAGAUGCAGGUGUUGGAGUCGAUAAAGUUGUAAUGAAGGAAUCGGUGAAAUCAGUUGUCGUAGAGGACCUAAAACAAAGUGUGCCUAGGGUUACCCAGCCAGAAGCCAAAUCUGCAACGGAAUACCCGUCAUCUUCUAGUGCAUCUGCAACUCGGGUGUCGGCACCUGUUCGACCUGCUGGCCUCGGUCGUGCUGCCCCGCUGUUGGAACCUGCUCCCCGAGUGGUUCAGCAGCCUCGUGUAAAUGGAACAGCAUCUCCUGCACAAAACCAGAUUGUUGAAGAAUCCACAAAUGGAGAGGCUGAUGAAUAUGAUGAGACACGUGAGAAGCUCCAGAUGAUAAGAGUCAAGUUUCUGCGUCUAGCUCACAGGAAUGGGCAGACUCCACAUAAUGUGGUUGUUGCCCAAGUCUUGUAUAGAUUGGGAUUGGCUGAACAGCUGCGGGGAAGAAGUGGAGGUCGUGUUGGUGCUUUUAGUUUUGAUCGUGCAAGUGCUAUGGCUGAGCAACUUGAGGCAGCUGGACAAGAACCCCUGGACUUCUCUUGCACAAUAAUGGUUCUUGGAAAAACAGGUGUCGGUAAAAGUGCCACCAUAAAUUCGAUAUUUGACGAAGUUAAGUUUGGCACUGAUGCUUUCCAGAUAGGGACAAAAAAGGUUCAGGAUGUUGUUGGGACUGUGCAGGGAAUCAAGGUUCGGGUAAUUGACACUCCUGGGCUUCUGCCUUCCUGGUCAGACCAGCGCCAGAAUGAGAAGAUCCUUCAUUCUGUCAAACGAUUUAUUAAGAAGACGCCCCCAGAUAUUGUUCUGUAUCUUGACAGGUUGGAUAUGCAGAGCAGAGAUAAUGGUGAUAUGCCAUUAUUGAGGACAAUUACUGAUAUUUUUGGACCAUCAAUAUGGUUUAAUGCCAUAGUUGUUCUGACGCAUGCUGCAUCAGCUCCACCUGAAGGCCCUAAUGGUACUGUAACAAGCUAUGACAUGUUUGUAACUCAGCGGUCUCAUGUUGUCCAGCAAGCAAUACGUCAGGCUGCUGGAGAUAUGCGCCUUAUGAAUCCUGUUUCGCUAGUUGAAAAUCAUUCAGCAUGCAGGACUAACAGGGCUGGACAGAGGGUGUUGCCUAAUGGACAGGUUUGGAGGCCUCACUUGUUACUUCUAUCAUUUGCAUCAAAAAUUUUGGCUGAAGCAAACACGUUGCUUAAAUUACAAGAUAGUAGCCCACCAGGACAGCCUUAUGCUGCUAGAACAAGAUCCCCUCCUUUACCUUUCCUGCUGUCAUCCCUUCUACAGUCAAGGCCACAGGUUAAACUACCAGCAGAGCAAUUUGAUGAUGAUGAUGAUGCUUUAUAUGAUGAUCUGGAUGAGUCUUCAGAGUCAGAAGAUGAAUCAGAAUAUGAUCAACUGCCACCUUUCAAACGCUUGACCAAAGCUCAGCUGUCAAAGUUGUCCAAAGAGCAAAAGAAGGCAUAUAAUGAUGAGUUAGAAUACAGGGAAAAGCUUUUUAUGAAAAAGCAGUUGAAGGAGGAGAGGAAGAGGCGGAAGAUGAUGAAGAAAAUGCAAGCUGCAGCUGAAAAUUUACCACCAACUGAUCCCAGCGAAAAUGCAGAUGAGGAGACUGGUGGUGCAGCAUCAGUGCCAGUACCCAUGCCAGACUUGGCAUUACCUGCUUCAUUUGAUUCUGAUAAUCCAACUCAUAGAUAUCGAUAUCUCGAUUCUUCAAAUCAGUGGCUUGUGAGGCCUGUCCUAGAACCUAAUGGUUGGGACCAUGAUGUUGGUUAUGAGGGCAUCAAUGUAGAAAGAUUAUUUGUUGUCAAAGACAAGAUCCCUAUAUCUUUGUCCAGUCAGGUUUCAAAGGAUAAAAAAGACACCAAUCUUCAAAUGGAACUUGCAAGUUCGGUGAAGCAUGGGAAUGGAAAAGCAACUUCUUUAGGUUUUGAUAUGCAGUCAGUUGGUAAAGACCUAGCUUAUACUCUUCGCAGUGAGACCAGAUUCUGCAAUUAUAGGAAGAAUAAGGCGACAGCUGGUCUUUCAGUAACUCUCUUAGGUGAUGUUAUGACAGGUGGGGUGAAAGUUGAGGACAAAUUGACUUUUAAUCGACGGGGAUCAUUGGUCGUGUCUGGGGGAGCCAUGUUUGGCCGUGGUGAUGUUGCUUAUGGUGGUAGUUUGGAAGCGACGCUGCGAGACAAAGAUUAUCCUCUUGGUCGUUUCCUCUCAACCUUGGGGCUCUCGGUUAUGGACUGGCAUGGAGAUCUUGCUAUCGGAUGCAACUCACAAACCCAGAUACCCAUUGGACGAUACACAAACUUGAUUGGCCGUGUCAACAUUAACAAUAAGGGAUCUGGACAAGUCAGUAUUCGUUUGAACAGCUCAGAACAGCUUCAGAUCGCUUUGAUAAGCUUAAUUCCACUUGUCAGAAAGCUGAUUAGCUACUCUCAACCAGCUCAAUUUGGAUGAUGAUGAAACUACAACAAUUCAGUAACUUACAAAUCACUUCUAUAGUGGGCAUUAGCUGAUCGGCAUCACAGAACAUGAACUUUUAUUUUCUUGUGAAGAAAGGAAGGACUUGCAUUAUUUGGCUUCACGAGGGAAAGUGUUUUCCAGAUUAUCCAAAGGCAUUUCAUUGUAACCUAAGAAGAGUUUAGCUUACGCUCGUCUUGAAAUUCCGGUUUUGUUUAUUAUAAUGAUGCUGAGAUUGGCUGUGCUUGUAAACUUGAUCGGGUUAUCCUCCUAGACUGAAACUUUUGAGUCUUGUUUAGUUAGGUUUUUAAGUAUUGAUGAUGAAAAAUGGGUUAACGGAAUA